Messenger RNA from Dentiscutata erythropus, 369 nucleotides. The record is from the annotation of a GenBank genome assembly. NCBI's taxonomy places the organism in Eukaryota, Fungi, Glomeromycota, Glomeromycetes, Diversisporales, Gigasporaceae.
AUGACUGUUAUGAAAAAAGUAAUAGAGAUAAGCAAAAAACUUGCCCCAUUUGUUCCUGAAAUUCAUGUUGUAGAUAUACCAGAUGUAGCAGGAGAUGAAAAACUAACAGGAGUGGCAAAUAAGUUAUCUGUAAACGGUGGUAAAGCUAUCCCACAAAGUGAGACAAAAUCUAUGGAACCUGAUAAAGUACAAGGUUUAAUAAAAGAACUAUCUAUGCCAAGUGAGCCGAUUGAUGAUAAUGAUAGAGAAAAUAAAAGCAAAGAAUCAAAACCAAAAACUUUACUCCAGUUAUACUAUAAUACAAGCCGGGCAGAAAAACGUGUAACUUGUACCUACCAAGAAGAAAUAAGAUGCUGGUACCUUUGCUAA